UCAUGGAGUCCAUCUUUUAACGAAUCAAUCUCGCUGAAUCAAUCAACUGAAUUUUUCCGUGUGUUUUGUUAUAACGAAAACAUGACCGUAAUUUCCAAAACAUACUUCGCGCUUAUCCCAAAAUUCGAAAGACAGUUAAAAAUCGACGCGUUAAUGUUGAAAAAACAUCAAAAGGAAUCAUCGCCGAAGGAAAUAUUGAACGUGAUGAUCGUCGGAUAUGACGGGGUGUCCAGACAUCAUUUUCUUCGAGCGAUGAACAAAACUUAUUCGUUUUUGAUGAACGAUCUCCAGUCUUUUGAUUUCACAAUGCACACGCAAGUCGGGGAAAACACUUUCCCGAAUUUUUUAAGUCUUCUGAGCGGGAAGUCAAAGGACGAGGUGAGCGAAUGGUGGAGCCGUUCAGAAUUUUCAGACGCGUUUGACUUAAUCUGGCGGGAUUAUAAAAGAGCCGGGUACCAAACGUUGUACACAGAGGACUGGCCAGCCAUUGGUGGGUUUCAUCACGCUAAACUUGGGUUUUUAUUUCCACCGACUACCUACUACAGCCAUCCAAUAAACUUAGCGAUAGAUGCGGAUCAUGAUAUGCAUCUUACAGGGCGGGAUUGUCUUGGAUCGAAACCAGAGUUGUUUUUCCACAUGGACUACAUCAAACGUUUCUUUGAUACAUUUCCGGACUGGCCGAAAUUCGCUAUGACGUUUCUUACAAGAAUGACCCAUGACACUUUAAAUGACCUGAAGAAAGUUGAUGACCACACGUAUAAUAUUUACAACACAUUGUUCAAGGAAGGGUAUUUGAACAGGACUGUUUUAAUUUCGUUUUCCGACCACGGACAGAGAUGGGGACCGAUACGUCCAACAUUUAAUGGGAUGAUAGAGAGCAGGACACCGUACACGAUUUUAACAUUCCCGAAAUGGUUUCUGGAGAAAUACCCGGAUGUUGUGAGAAACUUGAAGACCAACACGGCCAGACUCACGACACACUACGACACUCACGCCACGCUCCAGGAACUGCUCUACUUCAAGGCCAAAGGUCACGCCCCACUUAAAACUGGACACAGGAUCAGUCUAUUUCAGGUCAUUCCCAAAAACAGAACCUGCAACGACAGCCAUAUUCCACCUGAGUUCUGCGUCUGCGGACAGGAUAGCGUUGAAAUCCUUGAUGUUAAAUGCUAUCUUUCAUUACUUUUAACUACCCACGUCAUGAAAGCCAUCAAUUCAAAGCUUGACAAAUAUCUUUGCAUGAGCUUAACCCUAGAUAAAAUAAUCCAAGUUGCGCUUAUCCAAAUAGGUCCAAAAACGUUAAAUAAAGAUUUUAACGACCGGGCAUUGUUUAAGAUCAGACUUCAGACAAAGCCAGGUCUAGCAAUCUACGAGGCGACUGUCUACACAAAGGGUAACCUACCCGGUUUACCAGCCAAUGCAACAGAAGCUAACCUGACUCCCCUACAAGUGGAAGUGGGAGAUUCCAUUGACCGUUUGAACCUAUAUCGUGGUCAAGCCGAUUGUGUGAAUGACGCUAGGGUGAAGCUGUUUUGUUACUGUAAGGAUGUGUUUGAACGUGAAUCACAAAAAGCUACCAAAUCACGUAAAUGA
Molecule: messenger RNA, 1593 nt
Organism: Physella acuta
Lineage: Eukaryota; Metazoa; Mollusca; Gastropoda; Physidae
Source: RefSeq, a predicted model, not a curated record